AUGGCGAAAGCUUCCCAUAUAUUGCAAAAAGGUGCUGUCGUCCAGCACACUGCCAAAGCCCAUGAGCUGAAAGGUCAACUGCCUGAAGGGAGCAUGGAAUCUUUGGCAACAACCAUUCAUUUCGUGACGCUGAACUGCCGAACACUAUCGAGUGAACUCCAACAAGCCGCUCUAUCCAGACUUCUGCGAUAUCUCUGUGUGCCUUUUGCUGCACUGCAGGAAACACGCAUGAGAGAUCGGCCCGUCAUCAGCAUCGAAAAUUACACCAUAUACUGCGGCGAUGCUGAUGAGAACAAAGUAGGUGGCUGCGCGAUAGCUGUGAGGAACGAUUACAAGAACCUGGUGGAGGAAUUUGGCUCAACGUCGUCUAGAUGCGCCUUUAUACGACUGCGGGAUUGCGGAGGACGUAAACUCUGGAUCGUAAGUGCUUACGCACCUACGGAAACCGCUGAGGACAACAGUAAGGACGCCUUCUAUGAUGAACUCAAUGCGUUGAUGUCUAAAAUACCAAGCCAGCAGGCGGUCAUUGUCGGAAUCGACGCAAAUGCAAAGAUGGGACUCGAACAGCAAUCCGAUGUGCUAGGAAAAUGGUACUAUGCAAUGGAGCGCACGUCGGACAACGGUGACCGUCUUGUCGACUUGUGCGAGCAGACGGGCCUCAUCAUCGCUUCCACGUUUAAGAGGAACGCCAUCAGCUCACGUGGCAGGGGUCAACCUUUUUAA
This is a messenger RNA of Necator americanus (New World hookworm), 723 nucleotides long. RefSeq lists its product as uncharacterized. The coding region runs from base 1 to 723 and encodes 240 amino acids. Gene Ontology annotation, cellular component: nucleus. NCBI's taxonomy places the organism in Eukaryota, Metazoa, Nematoda, Chromadorea, Rhabditida, Ancylostomatidae. Gene Ontology annotation, biological process: chromatin remodeling. The record is from RefSeq and is a predicted model, not a curated record. The transcript has a single exon.